AUGUCUCGACAGUCAAAGAUUUCUAGGUCUUCUGGUAGCAAUUCCUUUAAUAACCCUUCUGCACCUGGUAUUCACAAUUUUCGUAUCGGGCUUUCUGAAUCCACAGAACGUCAGCAUAACCCUCUUCGGAUUCCCUUUUUGGAAUAUCGAAUUGCCGACUUAACAUUGCAGCUUUCUUCCGCUAUUCAGGAAAAUAAUAAUCUCCGUUCUCAAGUUGCCGCAUUACAAGAUCAAUUGGUAGCCGUUGUUUCUAUUUUAAAUAAUAUUGAAGAAUUUUCUAAUAAUGAUCAACCUUCUGUAAAUGAACAGUCGUCUUGA
This is a messenger RNA of Dentiscutata erythropus, 318 nucleotides long. NCBI's taxonomy places the organism in Eukaryota, Fungi, Glomeromycota, Glomeromycetes, Diversisporales, Gigasporaceae. The record is from the annotation of a GenBank genome assembly.